AUGUUCCCCUGGGUCCUCUGCCACCUCCCAGGACCCCACCAGGAGAUAUUUAGGUACCAGGAGGCUGUGCGGGACUUCAUUUACCAGGAGAUCAGCAGGCACAAGCUCAGGGCACCUGAGGCCCCCAAGGACUUCAUCAGCUGCUACCUGGACCAGAUCACCAAGGCCAAGGAUGACCCCAUCUCCACAUUCAACGAGGAGAAUCUGAUCCAGGUGGUGAUUGACCUGUUUCUGGGAGGCACCGACACCACAGCCACCACCCUGCACUGGGCACUCCUCUACAUGGUCCAGCACUCAGACAUCCAGGAGAAGGUGCAGCAGGAGCUGGAUACAGUAUUGGGCACCGCCACAGCUGUAUGCUACGAGGACCGCGAGCAAUUGCCCUACACCCGUGCUGUCCUCCACGAGGUGCAGCGCCUCACCAGCGUCGUUGCCGUGGGUGCUGUGCGCCAGUGCGUGACCUCAACUCAUUUGAGCGGCUACCCUGUGCCCAAGGGCACCAUCAUCUUGCCCAACUUGGCCUCUGUGCUGUAUGACCCCUGCUGCUGGGAGACUCCCCGGCAAUUCAACCCCGGCCACUUUCUAGACAAGGAUGGAAACUUCAUGGUCAAUGAGGCCUUCCUGCCAUUCUCUGCAGGACAUCGGAUGUGCCCAGGGGACCAGCUGGCCCGGAUGGAGCUCUUCCUGACAUUUGCCACCCUCCUCAGGGACUUUGAGUUCAAAAUGCCGGAGGGGAGCCCAGGGCUCAGAAUGGAGUAUAUCUUUGGGGGCACUCUGCAGCCCCAGCCCCAGAAGAUCUGUGCGGUACCUCGCCCAAGCACCUCUAGCCCCGGUCCCAAGGAAGAUGGUCUGUAG
Orycteropus afer afer is the source of this 855-nucleotide messenger RNA. Its product is annotated as cytochrome P450 2J4-like. Lineage: Eukaryota; Metazoa; Chordata; Mammalia; Tubulidentata; Orycteropodidae. Gene Ontology annotation, molecular function: heme binding; oxidoreductase activity, acting on paired donors, with incorporation or reduction of molecular oxygen, reduced flavin or flavoprotein as one donor, and incorporation of one atom of oxygen; iron ion binding. Gene Ontology annotation, cellular component: intracellular membrane-bounded organelle; cytoplasm. Bases 1 to 855 code for a protein of 284 amino acids. The record is from RefSeq and is a predicted model, not a curated record. The transcript has 5 exons. Gene Ontology annotation, biological process: arachidonate metabolic process; xenobiotic metabolic process.